AGGGAAGGCCCUAUCCCAGGUCUGCUCCACAGCUGCUCCCGUCGCGUGGAGAGUCGGACUCGGCCGGAGUGCAGAACACCUGGAUUAACUCUGCUCUGGUUCCUUGUCUGUGUGCCAGCACUUCCUGUUUUUAAAGAUCCUGUUUACUGUCUGCAGUCCAAAUAUCCCAGGAAGGUGGGAGGAUGGGAAGAAACAUGGAAAGAAAACUAAACAGCGUUAUUUAAGGUUUGCGCGUACGAGUCGCUGCUUGAAGGGCUUGGAGUGCAAAGUUAUCUCAAGAAUUAAAAAUGCCUCCGCGGCCAUCAUCUGGUGAACUAUGGGGCAUCCACUUGAUGCCACCGCGGAUCCUUGUGGAGUGUCUUCUCCCGAACGGAAUGAUAGUGACACUAGAAUGCCUCCGUGAGGCCACCUUACUGACUAUUAAACAUGAACUCUUUAAAGAAGCAAGAAAAUACCCUCUCUAUCAGCUCCUUCAGGAUGAAUCUUCUUACAUUUUUGUAAGUGUUACGCAAGAAGCGGAAAGAGAAGAAUUUUUUGAUGAAACACGGAGACUUUGUGACCUGCGACUGUUUCAGCCUUUUCUAAAAGUUAUUGAACCAGUAGGUAACAGAGAAGAAAAGAUUCUUAAUAGAGAAAUAGGUUUUGCUAUUGGCAUGCCUGUCUGUGAAUUUGACAUGGUCAAGGAUCCAGAAGUACAAGACUUUAGAAGAAACAUUCUCAAUGUUUGUAAAGAAGCAGUGGAUCUUCGAGAUGCCAAUGCACCGCACAGCAGAGCACUGUAUGUCUACCCUCCAAAUGUAGAGUCUUCAGCUGAACUACCCAAACACAUAUACAAUAAACUAGACAAAGGGCAAAUUAUAGUGGUGAUAUGGGUAAUAGUCUCACCAAACAAUGAUAAACAGAAAUACACCUUAAAAAUCAACCAUGACUGUGUGCCUGAGCAAGUUAUUGCUGAAGCAAUUAGGAAGAAAACACGAAGUAUGUUGCUGUCAUCUGAACAACUGAAACUUUGUGUCUUGGAGUACCAGGGCAAAUAUAUCUUAAAAGUGUGUGGCUGUGAUGAAUACUUGCUAGAAAAAUGUCCACUGAGCCAGUACAAGUACAUAAGAAGCUGUAUAAUGCUUGGUCGAAUGCCCAACCUGAUGCUGAUGGCCAAGGAAAGCCUGUACACCCAGCUGCCCCUGGACACCUUCACAAUGCCCUCCUACUCCAGGCGGAUCUCCACAGCUACACCCUACAUGAACGGAGAGGCUACAACCAAAUCCCUCUGGACUAUAAACAGUGCUCUCAGAAUAAGAAUCCUCUGUGCAACCUAUGUAAAUGUGAACAUUAGAGACAUAGACAAGAUCUAUGUUAGAACAGGUAUCUACCAUGGAGGGGAACCUUUGUGUGACAAUGUGAAUACUCAGAGGGUACCUUGUUCUAACCCCAGAUGGAAUGAAUGGCUGUUGUAUGACAUGUACAUUCCUGAUCUCCCACGUGCUGCUCGGCUCUGCCUCUCGAUCUGCUCCGUUAAAGGCCGGAAGGGAGCUAAGGAGGAGCACUGUCCAUUGGCUUGGGGAAAUAUAAACAUGUUCGAUUACACAGACACUCUUGUAUCUGGGAAAAUGGCUUUGAAUCUCUGGGCAGUACCUCAUGGGCUGGAGGAUUUGUUGAAUCCUAUUGGUGUUACUGGAUCAAAUCCAAAUAAGGAAACUCCAUGUUUAGAGCUGGAGUUUGAUUGGUUUAGCAAUCCUGUAAAGUUUCCAGAUAUGGCAGUGAUAGAAGAACAUGCCAACUGGACAAUAUCACGUGAACUGGGAUUCAACUACAGCUAUGCAGGGCAGAGUAACAGAAUAGCCAGAGACAGUGAAUUGACAGAGAGUGACAAGGAGCAGUUGCGAGCCAUCUGUACACGAGACCCUCUGUCUGAAAUCACUGAGCAAGAGAAGGACUUCCUCUGGAGACACAGACACUAUUGUGUGAAUACUCCAGAAAUUCUGCCCAAAUUACUUUUGUCUGUUAAAUGGAAUUCUAGAGAUGAAGUGGCCCAGAUGUACUGUUUGGUAAAAGACUGGCCUUCAAUCAAGCCAGAGCAAGCAAUGGAGCUCUUGGACUGUAAUUAUCCAGAUCCAAUGGUGCGAGCUUUUGCAGUUCGGUGUCUGGAGAAGUCCCUGACAGAUGACAAACUGUCUCAGUAUCUAAUCCAGCUGGUACAGGUUCUGAAAUACGAACAGUAUUUAGAUAAUCAGCUUGUGAGAUUUUUACUCAAGAAAGCACUGACCAAUCAAAGGAUAGGACACUUCUUCUUUUGGCAUCUAAAGUCUGAAAUGCACAAUAAAACUGUCAGUCAGAGGUUUGGUUUACUUCUGGAGUCCUACUGUCGAGCGUGUGGAAUGUACCUAAAGCAUCUGAGCAGGCAGGUGGAGGCUAUGGAGAAGUUGAUCAACCUCACAGAUAUUCUCAAGCAGGAGAAAAAAGAUGAGACCCAGAAGGUACAGAUGAAGUUCCUUGUGGAACAGAUGAGACGCCCAGAUUUCAUGGAUGCUUUGCAAGGUUUUAUCUCUCCUCUCAAUCCUGCGCAUCAGCUGGGGAAUCUUCGGCUUGAGGAGUGCAGGAUAAUGUCAUCUGCAAAAAGGCCGCUGUGGUUGAACUGGGAAAACCCAGAUAUUAUGUCUGAAUUGUUAUUUCAGAACAAUGAGAUAAUAUUUAAAAAUGGAGAUGACUUGCGUCAGGACAUGCUGACACUUCAGAUAAUUAGAAUUAUGGAAAACAUCUGGCAAAAUCAGGGUCUUGACCUUCGGAUGUUGCCUUAUGGUUGUUUAUCCAUUGGUGACUGUGUGGGACUCAUCGAGGUCGUGAGGAGCUCUCACACGAUCAUGCAGAUUCAAUGUAAAGGAGGCUUAAAAGGAGCACUGCAGUUCAACAGCCAUACAUUGCACCAGUGGCUCAAGGACAAGAACAAAGGAGACAUGUAUGAUGCAGCUAUUGACUUGUUUACACGUUCUUGUGCCGGCUACUGUGUUGCCACCUUUAUCCUGGGCAUUGGUGAUCGCCACAACAGUAACAUCAUGGUCAAAGAUGAUGGACAACUGUUUCACAUUGACUUUGGGCACUUCCUCGAUCACAAGAAGAAAAAAUUUGGUUAUAAAAGAGAGCGUGUGCCAUUUGUCUUAACACAAGACUUCCUAAUAGUGAUUAGUAAAGGAGCCCAAGAAUGUACCAAAACAAGGGAGUUUGAAAGGUUUCAGGAGAUGUGCUAUAAGGCUUACCUAGCAAUUCGGCAGCAUGCCAAUCUCUUCAUCAACCUUUUCUCCAUGAUGCUUGGCUCAGGAAUGCCAGAACUGCAGUCCUUUGAUGACAUUGCUUACAUUCGAAAGACCCUUGCAUUGGACAAAACUGAGCAGGAAGCUCUGGAGUACUUCAUGAAGCAAAUGAAUGAUGCUCACCAUGGUGGCUGGACAACAAAAAUGGACUGGAUCUUCCACACAAUAAAGCAACAUGCUUUGAACUGAACAGACAGCAGAGAAAACAAGAACUGAUACCCAGCUUUGUGGGUACUGCACUGUUAAUACCCGUUAGCAGCAAAGACUGGUUGCAUAGGAAUUGCACAAACCAUGAACAACACUAGAAUUUAUGGCAAGAAAAGAGAUUAAUUGUUCAGACAACUGUCAGAAAAUAAUGUAAAACAGGGUUUCAGAUAGCACUAAAAUUGUACACUUCAAAAAUUAAGCUUUAGUAUGAUGUGUGCAGAGAGACCUUGACAAAUUUGAGAGAUGGGCAAUCACCAGCCAUGUGAAUUUUAACAAGGGCAAGUGCCAGAUUCCGCACCUGGCAUGGGGCAACCCUGGCUGUAAAGACUGGGGAAUGAGGCUGAAGAGUAGCUGUGGAAAGGGACCUGGGGGUCCUGGUCCCUGGCAGGCUGAAUAUGAGUCAGCAGUGCCCUGGCAGCCAGGAGGGCCAACCGUGUCCUGGGAGGCAUCAGGCACAGCAUCGCCAGCCGAGUGAGGGAGGUGAUUGUCCUGCUCUGCUCUGCACUGGGGCGGCCUCACCUUGAGUUCUGUGUGCAGUUUGGGGCACUACAAUAUAAAAAAGACAUUAAGCUGUUAGAGAGCGUCCAAAGGAGGGCCAUGAAGAUGGUAAAGGGUCUGGAGGGGAAGCCUUGUGAGGAGCGGAUGAGGUCGCUUGGUUUGUUCAGCCUGGAGGAGACUGAGGGGAGACCUCAUUUCAGUUACAACUUCCUCGUGAGGGGGAGAGGAGGGACAGGCACUGAUCUCUGUUCUGUGGUGACCAGUGACAGGACUCGAGGAAACGGCAUGAAGCUGAAUCAGGGGAGGUUUAGGUUGGAUAUCAGGAAAAGGUUUUUUACACAGAGAGUGGUUGGGCACUGGAACAGGCUCCCCAGGGAAGUGGUCACAGCACCAAGCCUGCCAGAGUUCAAGAAGCAUUUGGACAACAUUCUCAGGCACAUGGUGUGACUCUUGGAGUGUCCUGUGCAGAGCCAGGAGUUGGAAUUGAUGAUCCUUGUGGGUCCCUUCCAGCUCAGCAUAUUGUGUGAUUUUAUGAUUCAUGUUAUGCCUUAAGCCCAAAAAGGUAAACUUGGAAGAAUGUUUCCUUUUUUCAUUUGACAGGAUAAAUUAGAAGGAAAAAGAAAAUAGUUCUAGCAUGAACAUAAGAGUCCAUCACUUAUUAUCUUAGAUCUGGUACAGCAGGUAGAGACUAUGCUGGAUCGAGAAGAGUGGAAAUAGAAUUCAAGUGGUAGCAAAUGCUUAAAUGCAGCAUAGUUUGAUGAGAAGGAGUUUUAAGCUCAAAGAUCUAAAUACAGUAGUGAGAGGACAGUGCCUUUUAAAUGUGCUCGGAGGCAUUAACAUUUGCGGGGUUCAGGUGACCCUUUGAUUUCUGGGUCCGUCAUCUGCACAGUUUCUGAAAGCAGUAGGAAAUAGGCCCACUCAGUAUGGUGUUUCUUCUGCUCAGUAUUUCUAGGGGUGCAAUUCAUACCUUCACAAAGAAACUCCCUAUCAUCCCCAAAAACUGAGUAACCUGGAAAUCGAAUGGUCAGAAUUGGGUUUAGUGCAACAGAGAGCUGUAGUGUUCAUCUUAGGUUUGUUUUAAUCUAACUUGAACUGAAUAGAUUUUUUUCAUACAUGUUUUCCAGAACCUAAAGAAAGGUGAGUUAUUAAAAUUAUUGAAAGAUUAUUUUUUUAUAAAGGCUAUUUAUAUAAUAGGAACUAUUAUUAAUAUAUAUUCUUUAUUUACAUGAUUUGUCCCAUAUUCACUCUUUUAAUUUUGCAGCCCAGUUCUAUCUGUCCAAGACUCCCAUUUUCAUUAAUGUCACUUAAGGUUACCAGAUGUACUCCUGGGACCAAAUUCAGCCCUAGUAAAAGAGGACACAAGUACCAGUGAAGUAGUGGGGGAUACACCCACUAAUGCCAGAGGUAAACUUGGCCUAAGUCUCUUAAAAAAAUUUGGGGAAUCACUCUUCACAUUAUGGAAGUGAUAUGCUGGCUAUUCAAAGAAAGUACAUUUAAACCCUCCAUUUUUGGGUCUACCAUUUCUCCUCUUUCUUCCUCCUUUGGAAGUGGUUGUUGAAUCCAGUAAGAUACAUCAGAAAUAGCAAUUUAGAUUUUCAAUAUGAUCUAUAACAAGCAGUUCAACAUGCAGCAGAUAUGUUGGCUAGCUCAAAGCAUGUGGAGUUACCAAACAUUUUAUAGCUUUGUCUGUUUUGUGCCUGUGUGUAAUAUAUAUUUGUAAAUCUAGUUGUUGUCCUUUAACACAAUUACGUGUGCAAUUAAUGAAAUUGGCACCACUUUUUGAAACUGUUCAGAGUACCGAGGAUUUCAGAUUGCCCUUAUGCACAACUUCAGAUAGGACUGUUUUUCUAAUUAUUAAAGAGGUUUUUCUAAUUAGUGAAGCCCAUGAUUCUGUGGGUGAUGUUCACCCUAACAUUUUAAACUUGCUAGAUUGGCAGCACUUGGAGUGAAUUCCAAAGGUUUGGGGCUUUCGGGGGUUCAGCUUGUUCGCUUGCAAACACGCACCGAGGUGCCACUCAGAAAGUGCAAUACCACGUGUAAUAUAAAAUAUGCUGACAGUUGGUGUUAGGUUAGAAUAUAAGUAUAUAAUAAACUGUACUUUGUGCAGGCUGUACUGAUGAGGUAAUGAGUGGUUGGCUUCAUUAGGCAAAUUGUAAUAUAUUAAAAAUGUGCAAUCAAUUACAUUAUGAAAGACUUUGGGGAUUGUAAAGCCAAGGCUUUGGUGUUUCAAGACACUUUCAUAGUCAGGAUCCUGCAGUCUAUUACUGCACACAAGGACUCUUGAUGUUUGGGGGAAAACCUGGGUUUGUGAACACUACAGAAGCUCCAAGAAUAGUAUGGGAAAUGUGAAGUUUUAUUUCCUUAGUUCUACUAAAUAUUUUGGUAGUCCAAUAGACUUCCCAUUACUCUUUUUAUUGACUGUUACAUAUUCCUUUUUGUUCAUAUGAAUAUUUUAACUCCUGCUAACCUUGGUUGUACUUUCUAGAGCAAAGUUACCCUUUUAUCUAUUACUUUGCAGUCAACACACACUAAUUGUUUAGCUCUUGAAACAUGGUUUAGUUUCAGUUUAAGUUUAGUUCACAAAAUCUGAAACCCUGUUGGCUGUCUCUCUUAUUUUAACUGAGUAAACCUGUUGCACAAACGUCACAUUAGGUGCUAUAUUAUCCUUAUUUAUCUGGUGUUGAAACAAUGCUUUACCUCGUUUAUCUAAGAGAUGGUCAGCUUUUUCCAGCCUGGAUGAAAAGAUCAACUCAAAAUUUAUCAGAUGUUAUGAGCCCAACUUUCUUUGUACUUUGCCCCUUCCUAGCCCUUUACUUCUGUAAAUAUGAGUAUAAAUGUCUUUCAGUUCAAGCACACAGUGUUCUGCACCCUUUUUGCCCAGACAGAGGUAUGAGGAAUCAGGCUCUGUUUCCAAAAGUUACUGCAAUGAAAUGUUGUGCAUAAGCUGUAGAAGUUAUUAUGAGAAUCAAAUAGUAAAAGAAAGGAAACUUCAUAGGGAUGCAGACAUAAUACAAUUCAGGAUAAUUACAAAAAUAUUAAAUAAAUUUUUUUUUAAAAGUUGGAGAAACUCAUGGGCUUUAAGCAGUUCUUACCAUAACCAGGAUGGGCAUUUGAAAAAUAUUCUGCUGGUGUUUCAGGAAAAAAACAAAUCCUUUUCUCAGCUUCAAAGUGUUCAACCCUAAUUACUGUAUCCUGUUACGCCCGUUCUGUGCUGGUGUAACUUCACUGCAGGUAGUGGAGGUCCUGUUUCCUUACACUGCUGUAAAUGAGAGGAUGUCAUCUGCUCACAGUAUCAGAAAUAAGAUCUGCUUACAGACCAUGAAAGCACCUGCAACUGAGCUCUAGAUUUUUACAGAGAUAGCUUGGGAUUUGGCUUAUUUUUAUCUAUUCUCACCUCUUUGAGAUUUCAAAAUGUUCCCUUUGCUCUGAGAAUCAGCUGCACAAAACACUAAAGUAGCUUAUUUUGAGAUUGAAUUGAAUCUGAACACCUUGCUCCUGCAGAACUUCAUUGUAAGACUGCCAGAGCAAGGAUCCCAGGAGUGGGCCAUGUGCUUUGUCACAAAGCAUUAGGAAAUGGAGUUUUAUUGAAACACAAAUUUAAAGCUAGUAACUUUUUCAACUGUGAAACUGCAUUUGAUUUAAUGACAGAACAGGCUGCUGCUGCUUCAUUUUACUUAGAAUUACAUUCUUUGCUUUCUUAAAGGUAGCAGAAAAAGCACCUGUACUGACUUUAUAUACACAUGCUUCUCUGUUCUGAAAGGGUGCAUUAGUAGGUUUUUUCAGAAGUGAAACAUUUUCAGUAUAGGUUUUAAAAUUUUAAAAAAGGCAUUUAAAUAAAACCAAAAUUGUAAGUGUUUUGGCAUCUUCUGGAGAAGAUAUGAGCCUUUGUAUGUGAUGACCCUGCUGGUGGUGGUUUGGCAAGUUGUUUGUGGGGUUUUAUGCCAACUUUCCUUUUUAUGUAAAAUAUUAAAUGCCCUUCAGUGGUCAGGAGCCCACAUUUGUUGACAAUUUGAAGGUAUUUUCUUUGCUUUGUCAUUCUAUAACUGACAUGUUCUAGCAUCUGUUCUCAAUAGUAAUUAUGAAUUCCUCCUGUUUUGCACGUCUGCACAGGUUGUAGACUUGGGCUGGACCCAUUCAAAAACAAAUAUUAGCAAAGCCACUUGAAAUUACUAUUUCGUUGAUGUCUUUGACAUCUCGAAAAUGCUUCAAGUUAAUGAAAAUGGUGUGGUAUUACAGAAAGAAUUGUAACUUGCUGCUUCUGAGAUUUUCUUUUUUAAGCCUUUUCCUCUUGUUUUAGUUUUACUUGAAUGGAAGAACCACACUUGUGUUUUUUUUUAAAUACUAUAUAGCUGUGGAUGUUGUUGCAGAUUGUUGAAUCCCAGUUUAAUUUUGCAAUACAUGUUUCAUACAAAUAAUGAAUUUGUAUCUUUUUAUUUUGUGCUAAAAGUUGUCUCAGUUUAGGUGAGGCUCUAUCUGUCCAAAAUGAUGUGUAGCUCACUACCCCUGCAGCUGGUGUUAGUUUUGGGGUCUUUUUCUGUUUCGUUUUAUUUUUUUUACAUCUGUGUUAAUGAAGAGAAGCCAACUGGAAACUGGCUAUAGAAGUUUUCUACCUGCAUACACUGACCAAACCUACAGGUGCUCUGCUCUUUGAGAAAUUCUGGUUUCACUUUAUGCUGAUACAACACUGUCUUCAUCAGAAUCACUCUGGAUUCACAACAGCAUAUGAAGUCAGAAUUAGACUAUAUGUAUAUUAGAAUUCCAGAUUAGUUAUUCUUAUGAUUCAGUAUGAAAGGUGUUCUUAUAAGGAGAGGAAUGUUUACUAGCAGCCCAGUUAAACACUUUACAAUUUUACUUUAUAAAUAGUAUUUAUCAACUAGCCUUCCCCCUCCAAAACUACUAUAAUCUUGUCUAUAGUUCGUUUCAUUCUUGAGACUUCCAGGAUUUUUGUUGCUUACCAGCUCAAAUGUUUCCUCUUGCUACUCUUUCAUAGCCUACAGACUUGUUGAACCCACACUCAGGAAAAAUGAUUGUUCUUAAUUGUCAGUAGGGUAUUCUUGACUUCUGAGCUUUAUGGGAUAGACUGAAAAGCUUGAGGUCUUGUUGUGAGAGCACUCCUGACUAAGCCAGAGGUUAAUCCCUCUGUCUCUUCCCUUCCUUCUCCAACACCCCUCUCCCCUAAAAAAGGACAUGCCCAUAGCAUAAGAACAUCAUACAAUGUUUGUAAGAGAUAGUUGAAGCAAUGCCCUGCCAGUACUUCAAAGCUGGUGUCCCCACUAGUUUGCCUAAAUGUGUAUUAAGUGUCCUUACUGUCACUUCUGUAUGUGAUGAAAUAUUCCUUUGGCAUAAGGAAGGCAAAAAAUACACUAUUCUGUCUUGAUUCUUUCUGAAAUUCUGUUGCCAGAUUCCCAAUAGUUGUUAAACUGUUUCAGGAACCAUUCAGUGCAGUGUAACUGCACCAGUUUUGUUAGGAACCUGUUCUAGUAAUAAAAUAAAUCACAGUUAAACCUGACUUAAUUGUGUGGCUGAAGUUACAGAAAUUCAGGCAGAAGCUGUUUCCUUUAAGAAUCUUAUAUCUGUUGUAGUUUAGUUAAUCCUUGAGAGCCAAAAUACAGAUAUUCAUAGUUGCAAUCUCAUUCUGUCUUGUUUCUUUAACUACUUUUAAUCUAUUUUCAGAUUCUGUUAAUAGUGCCCCAUAUCCUGAAUUAUCAACUGCCUCAGGCUGUCCAAAGUUGUCUUACUGUUUCGUUUGAGGCUGGGGAAAAAAAAGGAAUAGAUUAAUCCUCUUGUUUUACAGUGGCUGUGGUCCAACUUCUUCAUCUUCUCUUGUGAAGAUAAAUGUGCAGUUCAUCAUCUGGGAGUAUCAUCUGUUCUCCUUGCCCCCUUACACCUCUUCAAGUUUUAUCUGUGAAUAUCUACAUUCACUUAUCAAAAUCUACUUCCUUGGUGGAGAAAAGGAUUUAAAAAAUAUAUGGCUAUGGUCUGAUGUCCUGGAUUCUCAGGCUUGAAAUUUUGAAAGGAUCGUUGUCAUUGCACCACAAUUGCAGAAUUUUCUCAGAAUCAUUGAGGUUGGCAAAGAGCUUUGGAGAUCAUUUGGCCCAGCCAUGCUGUUUGAGGCAGGAUCAGCUCUGGAGCAGGUUGCCCAGGACAUCACCCAGUUGGGUUUAGAGCCUAUGCAAGAAAUAAGAAUCCACAGUCAAUUUUUUUCCCUUAAUGUUUGUAUGAAAUAUCUUCUGUUUCAUUGCCUGCUGUCCUUUCAGUGGGCAGCACUGAGAAGAGCCUUGCCUGUCUUUACUCCUCCCUAUCAAGUAUUUAUGUACAUUGACAAGAUGCCCCUUGAGCUUUCUUUUUGACCAGGAUAAACAAUCCCAGCUCUCUCAGCCUCCUUUCUUAUCCAUCGUCUUUAUAGCCCUUCAUGGACCCAUCCCAGUACAUCCAUGUCAGGCUGGUACAGGGGACCCCAGUGCUCGAGGUGUGGCCUCACCAGUGCUGAGCAGAGGGGCAGGAUGAAGGCUCACCUCCCGUGACCUGCUCUGCCAAAGGCAGCCCAGGAUCCUGUUGGCAUUUUGGGUAAAUAGAGCCCAGGAGGGUGUCACCUCUUGAUGCUUCUAUGUAACUUCACUGAAGCUGGGAGCCAGUUACAUGUCUGCAUCAAAAGGAGAGUAUAAACACCCUACCAGUGCUUGAAAUAUCUUUUAAAAAUGAGACAAUUACCUUUGAAAUAACCACUACUGGGGGUGGGGGGUGGGGUGGUGUUGCCAUGUGUGUGUCAUUCUGUGAUGAAGGUCUGUGGUAAAGUAGGUAGAAAGCAAGACAUUUUUAGUAAUAAUGGGCCAAAAAGUAUUUAAAAUGCAGCAAACAUGCAUGUGUUGUCAUACUGAGAAUAGUCUUGCAGUACUUUAAAUAAAAAAAAACAAAACCACAACCCCUUUUUUUACCCCUUCUGCUGUGCUACUCAAGUAACAAAAGUUUGGCCUAUGAUACUUAUUGUAGUUAUGUUCAUGGGAAACUGUAAAAAGUCUGCUUUUUAUUUAUCUUCGCGGUCUGUAUCAUGCUGUUUAUUAAAAAAAAAACUACUUUUGUUUGGUUUUUAUCACACUUUUGAGUGUUAAUGUAUAUACUAACAACUAAAUUAAAAUGAUAUGGUUGGUACA
This is a messenger RNA of Pseudopipra pipra, 11161 nucleotides long. It is a transcript of the gene PIK3CA, whose product is annotated as phosphatidylinositol-4,5-bisphosphate 3-kinase catalytic subunit alpha. Gene Ontology annotation, biological process: phosphatidylinositol 3-kinase/protein kinase B signal transduction; cell migration; phosphatidylinositol-3-phosphate biosynthetic process. The record is from RefSeq and is a predicted model, not a curated record. Gene Ontology annotation, cellular component: plasma membrane; phosphatidylinositol 3-kinase complex, class IA; cytoplasm. Bases 288 to 3494 code for a protein of 1068 amino acids. The transcript is spliced from 21 exons. Lineage: Eukaryota; Metazoa; Chordata; Aves; Passeriformes; Pipridae. Gene Ontology annotation, molecular function: 1-phosphatidylinositol-4-phosphate 3-kinase activity; 1-phosphatidylinositol-3-kinase activity.